AGGAACUGGAAAAUAAGGAAAAGCCAAAUGUGGAGGAGAAAGCUGGAGAGAAUAGAGAUAGAGAGAGAGAGAGAAACGUGCAGAAGUAGAGGGAGUGAAAGCGGGAGCGAUAGAGGAGAGAGUAAAGCGGGAGAAAGGAAGAGAGAAUUUGCUGAAAGGAAGCAUUUUUGUUGGAUGGGAGAAAAACAACCAUGGAAACUUCAUCAGAAGAAAACCAAGACCAGAGGCAGGACAAAAGAGGUUGCUUUGAGUGCUGCAUCAAAUGUUUAGGCGGGGUGCCGUAUGCGUCGCUGGUGGCUACAAUCCUCUGCUUCUCCGGCGUGGCCCUGUUCUGUGGAUGUGGCCAUGUGGCUCUCACUGGCACCGUGGCCAUCCUGGAAACCCACUUCUCCAAGGUCACCAGUGAUCAUGCCAUGCUGACUGAUAUAAUACAGCUGAUGCAGUAUGUCAUCUACGGCAUUGCUUCAUUUUUCUUCCUGUAUGGAAUCAUUCUGCUGGCUGAGGGCUUCUACACAACAAGUGCUGUCAAGGAGCUGCACAGCGAGUUCAAGACCACCAUCUGUGGCCGCUGCAUCAGUGGAAUGUUUGUCUUCCUCACAUACAUUCUGGGUAUUGCCUGGCUGGGUGUGUUUGGCUUCUCCGCCGUGCCAGUCUUCCUCUUCUACAACAUGUGGUCCACCUGUGCCACCAUGAAGACUUCCAUGGCCAAUCUCACUGACAUCGACUCCAUCUGUGUGGAUAUUCGUCAGUACGGAAUUAUCCCAUGGAAUGCCACACCAGGAAAAGCCUGUGGAUCUACGCUAGGUGACAUCUGCAACACCAGCGAGUUCUACCUGUCCUAUCACCUGUACAUCGUAGCGUGCGCCGGGGCAGGAGCCACUGUGAUCGCUCUGAUCCACUUCCUCAUGAUUCUCUCAGCAAACUGGGCCUACCUUAAGGAUGCCAGUCAAAUGCAUGCCUACCAAGACAUCAAAAUGAAGGAAGAGCGGGAGCUGCAGGACAUCACCUCUCGCUCAAAGGAAUGCCUCAAUUCCUACACAUAAGGAUAUUACACAUUCACAAACAAACGCACCCACACAUACACACACAGACACAUGUACAGACACAUAAACACACUGUGGCCCCUUUGGACCAAGACAAUGCUCAGCUGUAAUAACCUGCCAACUGCCGUGACACUGUGCAGUACUAACCCGGCUCCUAACAAACUAAUGCAUCAGUGUUGCUUCUGCACUAACUCACAAGUGGUCCAGAAAUGCUACUUAAAAUGUCAUUUAUGAUGUUUCUUAUUUUGUAUUUUCUGAAGGAAAAAAGUAAUUUUGAAUUGAAGUAGUCUUACUUUCUCUGGCCCUUUUAUAGCCAUUGAGACAUUGCACUAUUCGUAUACAACGCAUAAUGAUGAUAUUUGUUUUACAGUCUUGCUCUGUCUUUCUUUUGAGCUUUGGGGGCCAGUUUUUAACAAGGGAAUGUGACAUUUUAUUUUCUUGCUUAUUUGUUUUCAAUUACACGUGCAGAUUAUUAAACACAACAUAAAAGGCCUUACAUUCAGAACUAGUGUGUGACUUCUAGCUGGCAUGUUGGAAGAACCAUCACAUUACAAUGCACUGAGAAAAGACUGGCAUGUCACAACAUGUUUUGCUUUGAUACAGCAAAGAGCGAUACAAUAUAUAAUGUGGAUCCAGUUAUUUUGUAAAAGUUCAAAUAUUUAACCACAUCAUAAUCAUAGUGAUAAUCUCAGUGAUAAUAAUUGGAUCUAGAUUUUAUUGUAAGGCUACUUAAGUCACUCAGAGCAUUCAUGGCCUCCAUUAACCCUACCUCAGGUGUGCACUAGAGCUUAAGAAACAAUUAAACUGGAACAAACAUUUCUCCGUAGUAAAACCAUGGUUUUAAAAUCCAAUUAUAAUCAGAACACAACGGGAGCUCCUCCACAAUGCAGUAUUUUAGUAUUCAACCUUCAUGAAUAAUGCCAUAAGAAUACAUUGCUUUCUAAAUGUGAACUGCUGCCAAUUAUUAGACAGGAUAUUCAUAUUCAAUAUAUUAAAGUUGAGUCCAUGUGUUUUCAUUUACGCUAACGAAAAAACAAAGCAGGUAUCUCUGAUCCCUCAGAUGCUCCACUGUAAUAUUGUAUCAUAUAUUGCAAUAUACGAUCAAACUUUACUUGAUUUUGAAAAGUCUUAUUAAACAAGUAACUAAGUCCCAUGUGGAAUAUUCCUAUGAAAAAAACCACAGAAGUUAGGGUGUGAAAAAUGUCAGGAUCUUUCGAGUUUUUUUCCGAAGAUACAACCACUUCAUUUAGUUCUUUAUUUGUUAUUAUUGCACCAGUUUUUGAUGUGCAAUUGUCCUAAUGCUGAUAUAAUUACUCAUGUAAUCUUGUUUCUAUUAGUUGAUUUACAGGGAUAAGUUUCUUUGUUGCAUGAAGACAACUGUUUCUGCAGUGACACACGUGAUGUACAGUCAUGUUUACCGACAUCAGUAGUAGGCAGUGUUUGCCUCAUUUUUAUUUUUGAUGCUUACAAAUUAAUCCUUUUUAUGUAGCUGAUUAGUUAUUAGUUUUGUAGGUUAUUUUCAGUCAGAAGUAUACGAGUCCUAUAUAAUUUUGUUGCCUGAUAUUAUACCUGUAUUUUCUAUACAUUUCAAGGGCUUCCUCGUGAAUUACAGAUGCUCAACUUUUAAUUGAACUUUCAGAUAACAAUUGAUAGGACAGCCGUCAUUAAGAAAUCGUACAGCAAUCUAAAUGGUAUAUUUAGCCAAAGUAUGAAAGCUAGUGUGACCGCCCAGUGUUUUACACAGUAUCUGUGAGCUAUAAAACCUGCAUAGUUCUGCAGAACUAAUGGCCAAGGAUAAAGGUAACAAGUACAUCUCAUCUGAUCUUUGUACGCUGCUUCCUGUUGAUGAACCAAAAACUAAGUAAAGGCUACCCAUCAAUCACCAGGAAGACAACAAUCCAGCAACCUGUCUGACUGGAAACCCUUCAAUGACAUUUCUCAAACGCCUGUUGACUGUUUUUAUGAAAAUAAAAAAAAAUAAACAAACCUCA
Molecule: messenger RNA, 3034 nt
Organism: Eleginops maclovinus (Patagonian blennie)
Lineage: Eukaryota; Metazoa; Chordata; Actinopteri; Perciformes; Eleginopidae
Gene: gpm6bb
Product: glycoprotein M6Bb
Exons: 7
Coding region: 192-1043 (283 amino acids)
Biological process (GO): neuron projection development
Cellular component (GO): plasma membrane
Source: RefSeq, a predicted model, not a curated record